AACCAUUAUCCAAUUAGUAGGUACCUAGUACAAAUCCCAUACUUACAAAAGAUAAAGAUAAAAUAAAACAAUCCUCCAUACCAAAUCGGCAGAAAUGACGACAAUCUGUAUCAUAACUGGAUAAUCUUCAAAAUGCAGCCUCGGAAACCCCAAGCGGCGUCCAUAUUCGCUCCCAAAACGCCUGCCCCUCCAAACCCAAUACCAUCUUCAUCACCCGCCUUUGGAACACCAGCGCAUACCCUCAAGCCGUUUGCCAUAGCCCCUCCGACCAAGGCGACUAUCUUGCCAAUCCUUCUUCCACCCGCUACAUUAAGACCGCUAGCAUUUCGAACCUUUACAAAAAAGCAUAGCUUAACUAUCACAUCAACCGCCCUACAAGAAUUAGCCACCUUUAUUGGUAGGCAUUGUGGCUCAGGAUGGCGCGAAGAAGGGUUGGCAGAAAAGGUCUUGGAAGAGGUCGCUAAGAGUUGGAAGAACCGAAAUGGGGGUGUGAUAGUGGACGGCGCCAGCAAUGAGUUGAAGGAUAUUUUGAAAACGUUGGAGGGGAAUAUGAGCGGUGGGAGGAUAGUAACUGGGCGAGAUUCGAAUCGUCAGAACAGCUUCGUAUUAGACUCGGGGCAAGAAGUCGAUUCAGCGAACACCAGGUUAGGAUUAAGACCAAUCAAUGCCUUAUCCCGUGGUGACAGCGCAACGAGCUUUGGGAUGUCAGGAUUAGGCGUGGAAGAUGAGGAGCUUGACGAAGACAGCCUGAACCACCCAAGAAAGUGGCUAAAGGUUGUGAGUGCCUAUGAUCAGCCGCGCAUGUUAUUCAAUGUGACCAAGAAGCACUUUGAGAGGGAUCCCUCCAAACCAUCUUUAAUGCCACCAGCAUCCCACAAGACAUCCCUAUUUAGAAAUAGAUACAACGUGAUACACCAGAGACUUUUGCGCAACGAAUCUUUCCAGAGCUCAACAGUAGCAUCCACGAAAGCAGCCCCAUCCUCAAAACGACAAGGCUCUAAUCCAACGACCCAGCAAGCAUACAAAAUAACACCUAUAGCCAAUCUCCUCGGCCGACAUGGCAGCCACCACAUGCUUCUCGGCCUAUUAUCCAUCCUGCCAACAGGCACCCUAUCCAUCUGCGAUCUAACAGGAACCAUCUCACUCGACCUAUCACACGCCGUUGCCAUACCAGAAGACUCGGCCUGGUUCACACCAGGCAUGAUCGUAUUAGUCGACGGUGUAUAUGAAGAAGAGGAAGAAUCAACAGGCAAGGGCCUCGGGGGCAACAAUGGAGUCGGCGGCAUAAUAGGCGGCCGGUUCCAGGGGUUCUUCAUCGGACAGCCCCCCUGCGAGAAGCGCAAGGCCACUCUUGGCGUCAGCGGUCCCGACGACCACACCAUAGGCGGCGGGUUUGGGUGGAUUGACUUCCUAGGCGUGGGCAGCGAGCGUGCCGUCGGUUCGAGAAUGCGGAAACUCGAGCAGCGCAUCCUGCGCCAGCAACGGCUAGCCCAGCUCUCAUCAUCCGCCGAGCCAGACGCCGAUGCGCCGAGCUGUGCCCGCGUCGUGCUCAUCGGCGAACUGAACCUCGACCAGCCCCGUGCUCUGCAGGCCCUACACAAGAUCCUCGCCACGUAUGCCGCGGAGCCCGAGGGCAGCACGCCCAUGUCCUUCGUGCUAAUGGGCAACUUCGCACAGCACGCCGUCAUGGCCGGCGGCGGGGCCAGCGGCGGCUCCGUGGAAUACAAGGAGUACUUCGACGCUCUGGCGUCCGUGCUCUCGGACUUCCCAACCCUCCUCCAAUCCUCCACCUUCGUCUUUGUCCCCGGCGACAACGACGGCUGGGCCUCGUCGUUCGGGGGCGGCGCCGCUGUCCCGCUACCCCGUAAGCCGGUGCCGGAUAUAUUCACGAGCCGUGUGCGCCGCGCGUUUGCGACCGCGAAUGCGGAGGUGGGCGGAGGAGGCGCGGAGGCAGGCGGGAAAGGUACCGGCGAGGCUAUCUGGACGAGUAAUCCGGCCCGCUUGUCUGUGUUUGGCCCCGCGCACGAGAUCGUCGUGUUUCGCGACGACAUGUCAGCGCGCCUGCGUCGCACGGCCGUGCGUCUGAAAUCCUCGAAACCUGACGGCGACGAAGAAGGCGAUGAAGAGGCUUCCUCAACUACAAAAAAGGGUCUUCGUAAAAACGACAACGACAUAGACAUAGACAUAGACAUGUCCAACGCCCUCGAAGGCACCGACGAAAUGGAAAUCGAUUCCUCCCAACAACAACAACAACAACAACAACAACCUCCCACCACCACCACCAACCCCAAAGAAACCCCCUCCUCCAUCCCCUACAACAUCCACGCCGCCCGCAAGCUCGUCAAGACCAUCCUCGACCAGGGCUACCUCUGCCCCUUCCGCCACGCCCUCCGCCCCGUCCACUGGGACCACGGCGUCGCCCUGCACCUGUACCCGCUGCCCACCGCCCUCGUCCUCGCCGACCCCUCUGCUCCGCCGUUCUGCGUCACGUACGAGGGCUGCCAUGUCAUGAAUCCCGCUGCGGUCCUGGUUGCGGGAAGGCGUGGUGUGGGCAGGUGGGUUGAGUAUGAGUUGGGGGGCACGGGGAGGGUUAGGGAGUGUUUGUUUUGAUUGUGGGGAGAAAGGGGGUUAAGAGGAGACGAGAGAUAAGGAGAUAGGAGAUUAGGGUCGAGAGGUCAAGUGGUUAGUUAAGUGGUAGUUGGUAUGUAAAAGGGCAGAUACCUUCAUGUACCUACCUACUAGGUUAGAAGGUAUGUUGAAGACAUGAGACACACAAGAGAGCACAUUACAGCAUAGUUAGGUAUCCAUGAUAACUAACAUCCAUCAUCAUAUGUAGUUAAUGGUAAUUCACAACAAUGAAUCACAGCCCCUUCCUUCCUCCUAAGAAAAUAGGUACCCUACCUAUUUCACACCAUAUCACACAUAACUAGGUACUAGC
Messenger RNA from Hypoxylon fragiforme, 2938 nucleotides. RefSeq names its product DNA polymerase alpha/epsilon subunit B-domain-containing protein. Gene Ontology annotation, biological process: DNA-templated DNA replication; error-prone translesion synthesis. Gene Ontology annotation, cellular component: epsilon DNA polymerase complex. Bases 133 to 2610 code for a protein of 825 amino acids. The transcript has 2 exons. Lineage: Eukaryota; Fungi; Ascomycota; Sordariomycetes; Xylariales; Hypoxylaceae. Gene Ontology annotation, molecular function: DNA binding. The record is from RefSeq and is a predicted model, not a curated record.